Astyanax mexicanus (Mexican tetra) is the source of this 3996-nucleotide messenger RNA. RefSeq names its product solute carrier family 44 member 2 (gene slc44a2). The record is from RefSeq and is a predicted model, not a curated record. Gene Ontology annotation, molecular function: choline transmembrane transporter activity. The coding region runs from base 110 to 2668 and encodes 852 amino acids. NCBI's taxonomy places the organism in Eukaryota, Metazoa, Chordata, Actinopteri, Characiformes, Acestrorhamphidae. The transcript is spliced from 22 exons. Gene Ontology annotation, cellular component: membrane. Gene Ontology annotation, biological process: choline transport; transmembrane transport.
CAACCCUGCAGUGUGUGUGUAUUGGUCUCGAGCAGGCGGAGGGUUCGGUGCGCUUUCAGAACUACAUUAUUAGACACUCCAAAAGGACUGAACACACACAAACAUCGACAUGGAGCUACAGGAGAAAAAAAACAAAUACGGUGACUCGAGGACCUUUGACCCCAACUUUAAAGGACCUAUCGCAAACAGGAGCUGCACUGAUAUUCUCUGCUGUCUGCUCUUCAUACUGGCCCUGCUGGGGUACUUUGCUGUGGGAAUUUUGGCUUGGUCUCAGGGUGACCCAAGGAAGGUUAUUUACCCCACGGACAGUAGGGGUCAGUUUUGUGGUCAGGCCGGCACCCCACUAGAGAAGAAGCCCCUUCUCUUUUAUUUCAACAUCAUGAAGUGUGCAAGUCCACUGGUGUUGCUGGAGUUCCAGUGCCCCACCACACAGAUCUGUGUGGAGAAAUGUCCAGACCGGUUCUUGACGCUGGUGAAGGCUAAGCUAAAAAAUGAAGACAUGCAGUACUACACCCAGUUCUGUAAGGAGGAAUUGGAUCCCACACUGACGGCUCCUGAGAUCCUAAGGGAUAAAAUGUGUCCGGCUCUAAUCAUUCCCAGCAGGGCCUUUACACGAAGGUGUCUCCCAGCUCUGGAGACGCUUAAGGGGGGAGUGGUUGUCAUCGGUAAUGAAACAACCUUUACUUCCGGCAACACCAGCUUAAAUGCCACUGACCUGCUGGAGGCAUCAAAGAAGUCCAACAUCGCUAUGGAAGCUCGGCAGGUGGCCAUGCGGAUCUUUGAGGAUUACACUGAGUCCUGGCACUGGAUCUUACUUGGGUUAGUUGCUGCUAUGCUGCUCAGUCUGAUCUUUAUUGUCCUUUUGCGUCUGCUGGCUGGAGUCAUGGUCUGGGUGAUGAUCAUCAUGGUCAUCCUCGUUGUUGGCUAUGGUAUUGGACACUGUUAUGUACAGUAUGCCAGUCUACAAGGCCAGGCUGGAGCCGAUGUGACUAUAAAGGAUUUGGGUCUGCAGACAGAUUUCUCUAUCUAUCUGCAGAUCCAGCAGACGUGGCUGGCCUUCAUGAUUAUCCUGAGUAUUGUGGAGCUGGUGAUCCUUCUUCUUCUCAUCUUCCUGAGAAAGAGAUUACUCAUUGCCAUCGCUCUCAUUAAAGAGGCCAGCAGAGCCGUGGGUCAUGUGAUGUCAUCGUUGUUCUACCCUUUGUUGACCUUUGCCCUUGUGUGUCUGGUGAUUGCAUACUGGGCCAUCACUGCUGUCUUCCUGUCCACCUCCAAUGAGCCGGUCUAUAAGGUCUUUAACACUUCUGAGUGUGAAUACUCCAGAGACACCUGCAACCCUGAGACAUUCAACACCAGCAAUAUCUCAGCGCAGUGCCCUGAUGCCGAGUGUUUGUUUGCGUUCUACGGUGGAGAAACUUACUACCACAAGUACCUUAUCGUUCUUCAGUUCUAUAACUUGUUCCUGUUCUUCUGGUGUGUGAACUUCGUAACUGCACUUGGUCAGGUGACCCUGGCCGGUGCCUUCGCCUCCUACUACUGGGCUUUGAAAAAACCGGAUGAUAUCCCGGCGUUCCCCAUCUGCUCCUCUCUUGGACGGGCACUUAGGUAUCACACAGGCUCGCUGGCCUUUGGCUCACUGAUCCUAUCUGUCGUUCAGGUGAUCAGGGUGGUUCUGGAGUAUGUAGAGCAGAAGCUGAAAGGCGCUGAAAACAGUUUUAGCAGGUUCCUCUUGAGCUGUCUGAAGUGCUGCUUUUGGUGUUUGGAGAAAUGUAUCAGAUUCCUCAACAGAAACGCCUACAUCAUGAUUUCGAUUUACGGUAAAAACUUCUGCACAUCUGCUAAAGACGCCUUCUUUCUCCUGAUGAGGAACAUUCUCCGGGUGGCUGUGCUGGACAAAGUGACAGACUUUCUGCUGUUUUUGGGAAAGCUGCUGAUUGUGGGGAUUGUGGGAAUUGGAUCCUUCUUCUUUUUCUCAGGGAAGAUAAAGGCUGUGGAGCAGGCGGCUCCGACUCUAAACUACUACUGGGUUCCCAUCCUGACGUUGGUGUUUGGCACCUAUCUCAUCGCCCAUGGCUUCUUCAGUGUCUAUGCCAUGUGUGUGGACACACUGUUCCUGUGCUUCUGCGAGGACCUGGAGAGGAAUGACGGCUCGUCCGAGAGGCCAUACUACAUGUCCCCAGAGCUGCACGAAAUUCUGUCCGUAAGCAAGGCGACAGAUGAGGCCGAUCACCCAGCAGGCACGCCAGUGGAGCAGCAGGACACAGAGGCUGCUGUUCCACUGCAGGAGAAUGGCGAGGUCCAGCUGAAGCAGCAGGCUGUUCUCACAGAGGUUAAUGAAGAGGAGACACCGCUGACCCAAGAGACGCUGGCGCAGGAGGAGGCAGUGGCCCCAAGUGCUCAGGAAGAGGUGGUGGAGGAAAAGGCUGAAGAACAGGAGGUGCAACAUGUAGCAGAAUCUACAACAGAGGGUGAGAGGGAAACGGUUAUUCAGAACGGCCUUCAGGAGGCCAAUGGUAAAGAGACGGAGGAACCAGAGCAACAACAACAACAGCAGCAACAACAGGAGCAGCAGCAGCCGGAGCUCCAGCAGCCGCCAGCCAUAGUGGAGGAACCGAAGCCGCAGGAAAACGGCCCCCAGGAGAGUGAAGCACCACUAACACCUCAAGACUAAUGCAAAUGCUAACAAUGUGCUCUGAUAUGUUUAUUGGUCAAGUUAGUCCAGCUCUGCAGAACCAAACUCCUCACAGCUGGAGGCAAUUUACUGAAAGCGUUACUUCUGCAAAUUUGAUUCCCUCAGUUUAUUCAUCUCAUUCCAGUAACAGCCAAUCAAAAAUGGUGCCUUUUUAGUGUUAGCACCGGCACUAUGAUAGUUAGCUGCCUGUAACACUGUCAGCUUUUUGGGACAAUGAAUAAUUAUGAUUGCGAAAUUCUUCAUUUAGGACAAAGAACAGUAGGAACAUUCUGUUUCAAAUAUUUAAAUAUUUUAAAAACAAAUAAUAACGCUAGAGUUACUAUGCUAGCUGACUAUCAAAUACAUUAAAGAUAUUGAAAAGCUCUUGAAAACUAGAAUAUGGAAUCAUUAAUUCAUAAAAGUAAGUCUGUUUGCAGUUCACAGGGCUGGGGUAUAAGCACCCAUUACCUGUUAGCUAUGUUAGCUUCAUAUCUCCAGUGAUAAACUUGAAAAGCAUUUCUUGGCUGAACAACUAACUUUAUUAAGAGUAAGGUGAAACAUUUGGAGACUGGAAACAUAGGAUUUUUGUCAGAACUCUCACUUUAAGUUGUUUUAGUAUGCUACUGAAUGGUGGUUUGGUGUGGUUCAGUUAGCGGAGAUGUUCUUCAAAGACACUAGUUUAGCUUUUAGCUGAGGGCACCUGAAAACCUCUUCUGAAGAAACCUUGCAGAUGUGCUAAAUAUGGGCAUAACUAAAUCUUACUGUGUUGCGUACUCCUUCGCUAGCGAUACGUUAGCCAUGUGUGAGGUAAGCUCGGCAGUUUAUGUUUGGUGUGAGAUGUUUCCAGUGAACUGUACUGUGGAUGAUGGACUUGUGCCUAAUAAUUAUUGUGAAUUAUCGUCUUAAUUCUUUCGGGGAAUGGACUCAAAGUUUACUGUUGCGAUGUUUACAGUGAAAAAACAAGCAAAAAAAAAAAAAGAAUAAACCUGGUUUACAUUAAUAUUCAAUACCAGCUUUGCCCAAAUGUGACAUUGUUAUAUUUGAGACGAUGAAUCUGUAUUAAUUAAUCGGGAAAUAUGAAUAAAGAUUGUGUUCAUAUGCUUAAUGUCAGAAACCCAAAGCUGGUUUCAAUUCUGAGAAGCUUGGCCUUGUGAGACUUAUGUGGGUGUGUGCAUUUUUGUGUGUGCGUGUGUGUGUGUGUGCAUGUGUGUGUGAUGAUAUGCUGGUGUGUUUUUGUUGCCUUCAGUCUGUUUCUACCUCUCAGUCUUUCUCUUUUCUAUCUUUGUAAGUUUCUGUGAAUCUGUGCCCUAAUAAACCUCUCAUUUCCA